AUGGCAGCCGCUGACCUGAACGCCACGCACGCCCCGCCUGCCCAGGGCCUCGGCCAGCCACGCAAGGGGAACGUGGAGCGGGAGCAGGUGGUUGCCGGCCUUCUGCCAGCAUCGUCACAGGAAUCCGUGGACUUCAAGGAUGUGGCUGUGGACUUCACCCCGGAGGAGUGGGUGUUGCUGGACCCUUCUCAGAGAACCCUGUAUCGGGAGGUGAUGCUGGAGACCUACUGGAACCUGGCGUCACUCGGUGGCCAGGUGCGGCUGCGCGGGUGGGGGUGGACUGGCAGCCUCUGGGUCGGCGGCAGGUGGACGGAGAUGGACGGAAAGCCCCUGCUCUCCCCUCUCCCCUCGCAGCAGACGCCAGCGCCCUCGGCAGCGGCCAGGCCCCCCGAGAACGGCCCGUGGACAGAGGCGGCGCGCGGUGGCGCGGGCCUGACCUGGAGCCCCGGCCCGGCCACGGACGAGGAGAAGCCGCACGGGUGCGAGCAGUGCGGCCGCGGCUUCUACCACCUGUCGUCGCUGCGGCGGCACCUGCGCACGCACUCGGGCCAGAGCCCCUUCGCGUGCCCGCGCUGCGGCAACUCCUUCUGCCACCAGUCGUCGCUCAAGACGCACCUGCGGACGCACACGGGCGAGAAGCCCUUCACGUGCGGCCAGUGCGGCAAGCGCUUCAGCACUCGCUCCUACCUGACGGUGCACACGCAGAUCCACGCGGGCGAGAAGCGCUAUGCGUGCGGGGCCUGCGGCAAGGCCUUCAGCCGCAGCUCCUACCUGCGCGUGCACCAGCGGACGCACACCGGCGAGAAGCGCUACGCCUGCGGCGACUGCGGCCGCGUCUUCGGCCACUCGUCCAACCUGCGGCGCCACGUGCGCACGCACACCGGCGAGAAGCGCUACGCCUGCGGCGACUGCGGCCGCGUCUUCGGCCACUCGUCCAACCUGCGGCGCCACGUGCGCACGCACACCGGCGAGAAGCGCUACCGCUGCGGCCGCUGCGGCAAGGCCUUCGUGCAGAGCUCGUCGCUCGUGGUGCACAGCCGCACGCACACGGGCGAGAAGCCCUACCCGUGCCCGCAGUGCGACAAGGCCUUCAUCGACACCUCCUCCUUCCGCAAGCACCUGCAGACGCACGCGCGCGAGCAGGCCCUCGCCUGUGCGCAGCGCACCCGGCCCUUCAGCCGCACCGCGCCGCUGGCCACGCGCAGACGGCUGCCCUCGGAUGGCGGCCUGCGGGCCAGUGCGGACGGGAGGCUGCCCCUGCCCCUGCCCCUGCCGUAG
Molecule: messenger RNA, 1278 nt
Organism: Elephantulus edwardii (Cape elephant shrew)
Lineage: Eukaryota; Metazoa; Chordata; Mammalia; Macroscelidea; Macroscelididae
Product: zinc finger protein 426-like
Exons: 4
Coding region: 1-1278 (425 amino acids)
Biological process (GO): negative regulation of transcription by RNA polymerase II
Molecular function (GO): DNA-binding transcription repressor activity, RNA polymerase II-specific
Source: RefSeq, a predicted model, not a curated record